Molecule: messenger RNA, 224 nt
Organism: Amoebophrya sp. A25
Lineage: Eukaryota; Dinophyceae; Syndiniales; Amoebophryaceae
Source: the annotation of a GenBank genome assembly
CUUCAACGCUAGCGGGACGGCACUGGCGAAGGACAUGUACUGCGCUCUCGCUGGCGACCAAGCCCCAGAGAGUUGGCGCAAGAUGUUCGUACAUAAUGAGGCAACCGCUUCCCUGAGCUUUGAGGCGAUGGAGCAAUUUUACUCCGACAAGAUCACUAGCGUCGACGAAGCCGCGACUCACAUGCACCUAGGUCAGGGCAUGAUCCAGAAAAUCAAGAUGAAGA